AUGGCAGAGAUCUCUGAGCCAGAAGGCCCGGUAGAUUGGAAAGAACGAUGUGUACUUCUGGAGUCUCAACUCAUGAAAUUCCGAGUUCAAGCAAGCAAGAUUCGAGAGCUCUUAGCAGAGAAAAUGCAACAGUUGGAGAGACAAGUAAUCGAUGCUGAACGUCAAGCAGAAAAGGCUUUUCAGCAGGUACAAGUUAUGGAGGAGAAACUAAAAGCAGCUAAUAUUCAAACCAGUGAGUCAGAGACUCGGCUCUAUAAGAAGUAUCAAGAUCUGGAGUCCGUAAUGCAGGAGAAGGAUGGCAUCAUUCAGAACUUGGAGUUUCGGCUUGAAGAGCAGAAACAAGUGAGAAUACAAGAAGCUAAAAUAAUAGAAGAAAAGGCGGCUAAGAUCAAGGAAUGGGUAACAGUUAAGUUAAAUGAGCUGGAAGUAGAGAAUCAGAAUCUUCGUUUCAUCAACCAAGCCCAAACUGAAGAGAUAAGAGCAAUACAGUCAAAGUUGCAAGAACUCCAGGGGAAGAAGGUAUCCUGCGUCUCCACGCCGAAGCUCUCAGAAGGGCAGAACCUGAGCAGUUUGACGUUUGGAUGCUUCCUGUCCCGAGCAAAGAGUCCUUCUCAUGUCGUCAGAUCCGAGGAAAUUAGCAAGAUGGCAUGUAAAGAACCCGAGUUCACUGAAGAAAAAUGCAUAGAAGAGAUGGAAAUUGCAGAGAAGCCUGCUGAUAACCAAGUCCAAGAAAACAGAAGCCAGAGGAAGUUGCACGAGACCCCUUGCAGCUCAGAACCGAACCGGAAAACGAGAGCGAGCUUUGCGACGGAUGGUGGGACGUCCCAGAAUUCCGGGGCUCCGGCGAGUGACUGGAGUUCUGACGAGGAAGACCAAAGCAAGGGCCGGUCCAAGUCCAGGUGUACAUCCAUCCUUUCUAGCCACACGUCCGAGGAAGGCGUACAGUGUGACAGGAUGGGUAGCGAAGCGUAUCUCACUGCAUCUGAUGACAGCAGUUCUAUAUUUGAAGAAGAGGCUUUUGGCGUUAGCCGGCCGGAGCCCAAGAAACUGUAUUCUUGGCAGCAGAAGGCCCCGUGGAAAGCUCAGAACAGCCUUGCAAAGGGGAAUUCUCAGGCGGGCAUAAAGGAGCAAGACAGUUCCUCGGAUGAGCUAAAUAAGAAAUUCCAGUCCCAGCGCUUGGAUUAUUCAUCCUCAUCAAGUGAGGCCAACACCCCAAGCCCUAUUUUGACCCCAGCUUUAACUCCCAAACAUCCUAACUCACUCCCCGGGAAAGGAACGCAGUUGGUGCCUCCAGUAUACCUGCCACCCCCAAAGCUAAGGAUCCCCAAUGUUUUCAGUAUAAGUGUGGCGCUCACCAAAAGGCACCUGAGCCAGCCACAGUUAUGUUCGGACCGGAUGUUUGGCAUGAACAGGAAUGCCAUAAGCAUGAUCCGGCCGCUGAGACCUCAGGAAACAGAUCUUGAUGUAGUUGAUGGUGAUGGCUUGGAAGUGGUGGAGAGCAUGGACACAGGCUGUGAUGACAGGUUAUUUUCCUAUGACUCCCUGGAUUCUCCGAAUGCAGAUGACCAGGAAACCAGCGAGCCCACAAAGAAGGCCUCCUGCAGCAAACCUCCCACACCUCCUUUGCAUCGCUUUCCCUCUUGGGAAAGCAGAAUAUACGCUGUAGCCAAAUCAGGCAUUCGAAUGUCUGAGGUCUUCAAUAUGGAGAAUGCUAAUGAAAAUUCUGCAACCAUACUUUCCUACUCUGCAUCAGGUCUUUACACAUCCCUGUUAUACAAGAAUAUGACGAUCCCAGUGUACACAACGUUAAAGGGGAAGGCGACACAAAUAAGUAGCAGUCCUUUCCUGGAUGAUUCCUCUGGCUCAGAGGAAGAGGACAGUUCCAGGUGCAGUUCCAGGACAUCGGAGUCAGAUACGCGCAACCGCAGUGGGCCCAGCAGUCCCAGAGCCAUGAAGCGAGGCGUAUCUGUCUCCUCCAUGGCUUCCGAAAGUGAUUAUGCCAUCCCACCCGAUGCCUAUUGCAUAGACUCGGAGUGCUCGCAGCCUGAGCAGAAACUCCCUAAAACCUGCUCAUCUUCUAGUGAAAAUGGGAAAAAUGAACUGUUAGAGAAAUCUGGUUAUCUACUGAAAAUGAGCGGUAAAGUCAAGACGUGGAAGCGGAGGUGGUUUGUCUUGAAAGGCGGCGAAUUGCUUUACUACAAGUCUCCAAGCGAUGUAAUUCGGAAACCCCAGGGCCACAUUGAACUUAACGCAUCUUGCAGUAUUAUAAGGGGAAAUAACAAACAAACAGUCCAGCUGACCACGGAGAAGCACACAUACUACCUGACUGCAGAUUCUCCCAAUCUAUUGGAAGAAUGGAUUAAAGUGUUACAGAAUGUUCUUCGAGUACAAGCUGCUAAUCCUCUUUGCCUGCAGCCUGAGGGCAAACCAACAGCCAAGGGAUUGCUCACCAAGGUAAAACACGGCUACUCGAAGAGAGUCUGGUGUAUGAUCGUUGGGAAGACUUUGUAUUAUUUUCGCAGUCAAGAGGAUAAGUUCCCUCUAGGUCAGAUCAAGCUCUGGGAGGCUAAGGUGGAGGAGGUGGACAGGUCCUGUGACUCAGAUGAAGAUUAUGAAGCCAGUGGACGAUGUCUGUUAUCCACUCAUUACACCAUCGUCAUCCACCCCAAAGACCAAGGCCCAACAUACCUGCUGAUCGGAUCCAAGCAUGAGAAGGACACCUGGCUUUAUCAUCUCACCGUUGCUGCUGGAAGUAACAAUGUAAAUGUCGGAUCUGAAUUUGAACAGCUGGUUUUCAAACUGCUAAACAUAGAAGGCGAGCCUUCCUCUCAGAUAUGGAGACAUCCCAUGCUGUGUCACAGCAAAGAAGGGAUCCUGUCCCCUCUGACCACACUGCCUUCCGAAGCUCUGCAGACUGAGGCCAUUAAGUUGUUUAAGACCUGCCAGCUUUUUAUAAAUGCUGCCGUCGACUCCCCUGCCAUCGACUACCAUAUCUCUCUGGCUCAGAGCGCUUUGCAGGUCUGCCUGACACAUCCUGAGCUACAGAAUGAGAUUUUCUGUCAGCUUAUUAAACAGACAAGGAGAAGACAGCCGCAGAACCAGCAGGGGCCGUUGCAGGGCUGGCAACUCUUGGCACUCUGCGUUGGACUCUUCCUCCCCCACCACCCUUUCCUGUGGCUCCUCCAGCUCCAUCUAAAAAGGAAUGCAGAUUCCAGGACAGAAUUUGGGAAAUAUGCCAUUUACUGCCAGCGUUGUGUGGAAAGAACACAACAAAACGGAGACCGGGAGGCGAGACCCUCUCGGAUGGAGAUCCUUUCAACCCUCCUUCGUAACCCGUACCAUCAUUCUCUGCCCUUCAGCAUACCCGUGCACUUCAUGAAUGGGAUCUAUCAGGUAGUUGGGUUUGAUGCAUCCACCACAGUGGAAGAAUUUUUGAAUACCUUGAACCAGGACACGGGAAUGAGGAAGCCAGCACAGUCUGGGUUUGCACUGUUCACCGACGACCCUUCUGGCAGAGACCUGGAGCAUUGUCUUCAGGGAAAUAUCAAGAUCUGCGACAUUAUUUCUAAAUGGGAACAGGCAUCCAAAGAACAGCAGUCUGGGAAGUGUGAGGGUACAAGGACUGUCCGUCUGACUUACAAAAACAGACUGUAUUUUUCAGUGCAAACUCGUGGAGAGACUGACAGAGAGAAACUGCUGUUGCUGUACCAGACAAAUGAUCAGAUAAUAAAUGGCCUUUUUCCACUCAACAAGGACCUGGCAUUAGAGAUGGCAGCGCUUUUAGCUCAGGUGGAGAUUGGAGAUUUUGAGAGACCUUUCUCAACUCCAGCCGGGCAUGUGACUAACCAGUGCAAAGCAAGCCAAAACCUCAAACAAGUCAUAGAAAAAUUUUACCCUAAAAGGUACAGGGACAGCUGCUCUGAAGAACAGUUACGGCAGCUUUACCAGCGACUCUCCACCAGAUGGAUGGCCCUCCGGGGACACAAUGCAGCUGACUGUGUGCGCAUUUACUUAACAGUAGCCAGGAAGUGGCCCUUCUUUGGUGCCAAGUUGUUUUUUGCAAAACCCAUAGCUCCCUCAUUAUCUGGCAACAUUUUUGUAUGGCUGGCUAUCCACGAAAAUGGAUUGAGCAUCCUAGAAUACACCUCCAUGAGGUUAAUGGUCAGCUAUGUGUACAAGAGCCUGAUGACCUUCGGAGGGUGUCAAGACGAUUUUAUGGUAGUCAUCAAUACUCAUUCAAAAGACAGGCCGACAGAGAAGCUGCUUUUUGCCAUGGCAAAACCCAAGAUCCUUGAAAUCACCCUUCUGAUUGCCAGUUACAUCAACAACUCUUAUCAGCAGAAAGCCUUCCACCACCUCUCUGCCCCAGCACUGCUCUCAGCCAGGACCCAGGAACCCCCAGCCAGGGCCAUGGGCAGCCAGCCCCUUCCGUCCAACAGCAGGCCCAGCAAAGGCCCCACCUUGCUCUGAAAGCUCCUGAACCUGACCUUCACUCCUGGCUCUUCACAAAGUGGCUGUGCCGGCUACAACCAAGUGUUUUAUACACUGCCAGCGUGUCUCGCACACUAGCACUCCAUACUUUAGCAGUAAUGGGUUACUCGAUUAUCUGACUCUUCAAUAUUCAGAUAACAAUAAAAUAGAAACAUAAAUUGUACCACACAUGCACUGUGUCUUAGACACAGUAGGUUAGAAUUUGUCUCCACCCCACCAGACACUGUGCAAUAAGGCUUC
Cricetulus griseus (Chinese hamster) is the source of this 4731-nucleotide messenger RNA. The record is from RefSeq and is a predicted model, not a curated record. NCBI's taxonomy places the organism in Eukaryota, Metazoa, Chordata, Mammalia, Rodentia, Cricetidae.